This is a messenger RNA of Acipenser ruthenus (sterlet), 7818 nucleotides long. Its product is annotated as intersectin-2. Gene Ontology annotation, biological process: endosomal transport; intracellular signal transduction; positive regulation of Rho protein signal transduction. NCBI's taxonomy places the organism in Eukaryota, Metazoa, Chordata, Actinopteri, Acipenseriformes, Acipenseridae. Gene Ontology annotation, cellular component: intracellular vesicle; clathrin-coated pit; cytoplasm. The record is from RefSeq and is a predicted model, not a curated record. Gene Ontology annotation, molecular function: protein binding; calcium ion binding; molecular adaptor activity. The coding region runs from base 449 to 4384 and encodes 1311 amino acids. The transcript is spliced from 30 exons.
GACACAGAUGAGCAUUUGUUUUGUGCCACUGCUGUAGGGAUUUAGAAAGGGAGGAACGGCUCAUUCGUGUGUUUUUGUAAAUAAUUUAAGUACAAGCGAGUGUGUGUUUCUCACCUGAGCAGUGAGAGGGCAGUGUGUGCGCAAGGUUGCCCGUCUUCAGUUUCUCCUCCCACUCUGUGGUUGGAUAGGCUACUCUCAAGCUCGGGGCUCGCUGUCAGCCAUGUUGUUGGUGUGACACUACAGCACUCAAAGCAACAGGUACACCACGGUUAACGCUUCUCUGCAUUUCUGAGGUUAAACGUCCUCACUCCUGCCAGAUAGGACUUUUCUACGUUAUCUGGCGAACAAGUUUCGCUUGUACUGGGUUUAAAAGACAACACGAAUCUGACGUUUUGUUUUAUUCACAAAAAAGAUGGCUGAGAGCUAGCCAGGCGCAGUCGGGACCAGAAUGGCUCAGUUUCCCACAGCCAUGAAUGGUGGUCCUAACAUGUGGGCCAUCACUCCAGAGGAGAGGUCCAAGCAUGACAAGCAGUUUAACAGCCUCCUGCCUGUAAUGGGCUUUGUAACAGGAGAUCAAGCUCGGAGGUUCUUUCUGCAGUCUGGGCUUCCUGCAGCAGUGCUGGCUGAGAUCUGGGCCCUCGCAGAUAUGAACAAGGAUGGGAAGAUGGACCAGCAGGAAUUCUCAAUAGCCAUGAAGCUGAUCAAGCUGAAACUGCAGGGUCAGCUCCUGCCCUCCACACUCCCUUCAGUAAUGAAGCAGCAGCCAGUACCAUCCCCGCUCAUGUCCUCACGCUUCGGAAUGGGAAGCAUGCCAAACCUCUCCAUCCUUCCUACCAUGCCUAUGUACACCCCCUUGGCACCCACCACGUCUGUGACCUCCAUGACCUCACUGCCUCCCUCUGGAAUCUCCACCCCCUUGGUGCCUUCAAUCAGCACGCCGUCGUUGCCUAACGGGAGCAACGCAAUCCUCCUUCCCCUCUCUAUGCCGCUGUCAUCAACCCUGCCCCAGAUGGGUUCCUUUCCUCAGUCCUCGAUGGGAUUUGGAAGUACAAGAAUGCAAAAGGCACAGUCCUUGAUUGACUUGGGGUCAAGCAGCUCCAAUUCUUCCUCGACAACAUCUCUCACUGGGAACUCGCCCAAAACGGGCUCCGGUGACUGGGCAGUGCCCCAGUCUUCCAGGCUAAAAUACAGGCAGAUGUUCAACAGUCUGGACAAAGCUAUGACUGGAUACCUCUCAGGUCCACAAGCCAGAAAUGCUCUUGUCGCGUCAAAUCUUACUCAAACACAACUAGCCACAAUAUGGAACCUGGCUGACAUUGACAGGGAUGGGAAGCUAAAAGCCGAAGAAUUUAUUUUAGCCAUGCAUCUAGUUGACAUGGCUAAAACAGGGCAGCCUCUUCCACUAUCUCUGCCUCCAGAUUUCAUGCCUCCAUCAUUCAGAGGUGGGAAAUGGGGUGAUACAGUCAAUGGGACAGUCCCCACCUAUCAGGGAAUUCAGGGAAUUCCGGAAGAACCUGCAGAACCCCCACAGAAGAUAAGCCAAGUAACCUUUGAGGACAAGCGGAAGGAGAACUACCAGCGUGGGAACGCCGAGCUGGAGAAGCGGAGGCAGUUACUGCAGGAGCAGCAGCAGCGGGAGCAGGAACGACGGACGAGAAAGGCGCAGGAGGAGAGGGAGAGGUGGGAACGGGAGCAGCAGGAGAAGGAGAGAAAGCGGCAGUUAGAACAGGAGCGCAGGAUCGAGAGGCAGCGGGAGAUCGAGAGGCAGAAGGAGGAGGAGCGCAGGAAAGAGAUGGAACGCAGGGAGGCUGCGAAACAGGAGCUUGAACGACAGCGGAAGCAGGAAUGGGAGCAAACCCGGCGCCAGGAACUGCUGAAUCAGAGAAACAGAGAGCAGGAAGACAUUGUCAGAUUGAAAGCGAAAAAGAAGAGCCUAGAGAUGGAGCUAGAGGCCGUGGGUGACAAACACAAGCAGAUCUCUGGCAGGCUUCAUGAUGUUCAGAACAAGAAGGUGGUCCAGAAAAGCGAACUGGAUCUGAUCAAUCAGAAGCAGGACCGUCGGAUCAUGGAAAUCAAUAACCUGCAGCAGCAGCUCGAGGACUACCAGAGAAAGCUCACUCAAUUGGUCCCGGAGCAGCAGAUGCUUACUGAAAGACUUAAAAACACGAACCUUAACAAUGUGCAGACUACACCACUCACGACUUUGAUGAGGAGUCAAUCUGAAAAGGAUGUCUCGUGUCGUAUGCUGAAAGAGCAGCUGGAUGCCUUGGAGAAAGAAACCUCGUCAAAGUUGUCUGAAAUGGAAGUGUUUAAUAACGAGCUUAAGUGUGAGGAUAUGGAUGACUCUGUCCUUCAGUGUCUUCUCUCUUUGCUGGGCUGUCUCAGCAACCUCUUCCUCUUAAUUAAGGAUCUUCGGCAGAGUCAAAGCAAACAGCAACGCGGUCUUGAGGAGCUUUACAAGAUCAAAGAGGAGAAACUGCGUGAGAUUGAGAGGCGGAAGGAACAAGAACUUUUGCAAAAAAGGAAGGCAGAGGAGGAAGCCAUCAGAAAAGCAAAACAAGAAAAAGAUAACCUGUGGAGGGAAAAGGUCAGAAGAGAGGAAGAAGCGCGUCAGAAGAGGAUGCAGGAGGAACGAUCCCAGAAGCUACAGCAGGAGGAGGAGCUGGAGGCCGAGGCCAGGCUGCGGGAGGCACAGGAAGGAGCGAUGCGGGAGCAAAGGGAGGCUGAGGAAAUGCUGCGUAAAGAGGAGGAGGAGCGCCGAAGGCAGGCCCAGGACCGAAGAGAGAAGGAGGAAGAACAGAGGAGGCAGGCCCAGGCGAGGAGAGAGGCCGAAGAGGAGCAGAGGAGGCAGGUCCGGCUUCAGAGAGAGGCUGAGGAGGAGAAGAGGCGACAAGAGCAGAGGCAGCCUCACAAAGAGGAAGACAAGUCUGAGGAGGCUGAGGAGCGGAGGAGGCAGCAGCAGCAGAAUUCAGAGAACUUCAGCAAGAUCAACCUGCAGGAAAAAAUAUCUUCCAUGCUGAAGGGGUUUGACGAGAGAGGCAGCAUGACUAGCCUUUCAGGACACAGGACAUCGGCAGUGUUGGUCACUUACAGAGCGCUUUACCCCUUUGAAGCUAGGAAUCUCGAUGAACUCGCAUUCAGUGCUUCUGAUCUGAUUGAGGUUGACGAGACCACUAUUGGAGGAGAGCCUGGCUGGCUUUAUGGAAGUUUACAAGGACACACAGGGUGGUUCCCUGCAAACUAUGUGGAAAAAGUAGCUGAAAAGGAAGUACCAUCAGCUUCAAAAACAGCCUUACUUCCACCCACAGUGUCCAAGUCCUCUACCUCACUCUCUUCUGGGCCGCUGUCUCCAAGUAAAACAAAGGACGAGACGGGUUUCCAGCAAAACCAAUCCCUGGCAAGCAUGAGUGGCAGCAUUGCUUGGCAAAAAUCUGCUUUCACUCCUACUGUACCCCCUGGAUCAGUAUCACCUGAGCACAGCCAGGGUCAGGUUGUUGAUCAUCUUCAGGCACAAGCACUGUGCUCCUGGACUGCAAAAAAGGAUAACCACUUGAACUUCUCAAAAGAUGACAUCAUCACCGUGCUGGAGCAGCAGGACAACUGGUGGCUCGGGGAACUCCAAGGUGCCAAGGGCUGGUUCCCUAAAUCCUAUGUCAAAGUAAUGCCUGGAAGCAAGGUGCAGAAUGAUCCAAUUUAUGCCACAGUCAGUGUGGACACCAGCACAUCAGCCCAAGAUGUAGCUGAAGAAUAUGUGGCAAUUUACACCUAUGAGAGUCCAGAGCCUGGGGAUUUGACCUUCCAUGAAGGUGAUACCAUCCUGGUCACACAGAGAGAAGGAGAGUGGUGGUCAGGCUGUAUUGACAACAGGACAGGGAUCUUCCCUUCCAACUACGUAAAACCAAAGGAUACAGAUGCUUCAAGUAAUGUUGUUCGAAGUGGAACAUUAAUAAAAAAGCCAGAGAUUGUCCAGGUGACCACAGCAUACACAGCAACAGGCUCAGAGCAGCUCAGCCUGGCCCCUGGACAGCUCAUUCUCAUCCUCAACAAAAACCCCACUGGCUGGUGGCAAGGAGAGCUACAGGCAAGAGGGAAAAAACGUCAAAAGGGAUGGUUUCCUGGUAGCCAUGUUAAACCUUUGGGUGCAAGCAGUGACAAAACUACUCCAGCCCCCACGCCAGCUCCCACGCCAGUGUGCCAAGUAAUAGCCAAGUAUGACUAUGCAGCCAUGAAUGAAGAUGAACUGAGUUUCUCCAAGGGGCAGCUUAUCAGUGUUCUGAACAAGGAUGAUUCGGAUUGGUGGAAAGGAGAGCUCAAUGGAGCAGCAGGUCUCUUUCCUUCAAAUUAUGUCCAGAUGACCACAGAGUCUGAUCCAAGUCAGCAAUGACCGUAAUGUUGCCUUCUUCUCAACGUAUGAAAGUCCCUCAAAGAGACCCACUAUCCCAAUUAACUGCAGGGUGGACGCUGGGUAGAGAGCCAUGAUCAAUGCUUCAACAACAAUAAUAGUCUUGCAUGAUGAUAGAGUAUAUAUAUAUAUAUAUCAUCAUAUCAUCAUGUCAUUACUUAAUACUGGAUUUUAACAAUUGCUAUGUUUUAUAUGAGGGCUGGAAACUUUAUUUAAAUAGAAAGUUGGAUCACAUUUAAUUGCGGCAUUACAAUAAAUCGCAUUUCUUGUUUUUAAAUUUGUAGUAGUACUGUAUUGUGGUAGACAUGAAAGACAAGGUAAGAUCCAGUAUAAGAAACUAUGUCAAGCAAACAGCUGCUUUUAAAACGUCUGUCUACUUGAAUCACCUGUAGUUUCUUGUAGUUUUAGCUCUUGUAGUUUUAUGGUUGUAGUUAUAGAGAUAAACAGGGGCUCUGGUUUUAAAAAAAAAAAAAGCAUUGAAGAGGGUCGUCCAAAUGAACCCUUUGUUCAGCAUUGCAGCUGAUUAUGUUGCAGGUACAUUUUCUUUCUCCCAUGUAAGCAUGGUGACUGUUAAUCUGCUUAGAGGGAAGGAUAGUGGGUCUUUCUGUGGCUUUCACUCAGCUGUGCUUUCCCUCCUCCCUAUUCUUUCCAACACUGGGUUGCUUGUGGUUAUUGUAAAUUCAAUUAGAUUUACGUUUCCAUUGUGGUGGUGGCGGUGGGAGUCAGGUCACACAAAAACCCACUAUCUUAACAUAGAUAAAUGAGAUUUGUAUUGGUCAUUUCAGAAUAACAGGCUGAUGUAUAAUAAUCUUUGUGGUUGAAAAUGGGAGGGCUUUUUUAUUCUCUCUUUUCAUUAGUGGUUGUAUAAGUUGAGUUUAUGAUUUAUGGUUAAAUAAAAACAGUUUUAAGGCAUAUUGCAUUGAUAUCAAUUAAACAAUAAGAGACUCUUUCUUUUUUGUAGAAAAAGCAAACUAGAAUAAUCAUAGGAAUCUGAUAACAUCAGGUGUUGAAAACGGAUGCUAUAAAAAUUGAUCAAAAAGGCUUUUGUAUUGUAUUGCCAAAAAUUGCUUUGGCAAACAAAAAAGAACUGUAGCAUUUUUUUUAUAUAUAUAUAUAUAUAUAUAGAUAGAUAUAUAUAGAUAUAUAUAGAUAGAUAUAUAUAGAUAGAUAUAGAUAGAUAUAUAGAUAUAUAGAUAUCUAGAUAGAUAGAUAGAUAUAUAUCUAUAUAGAUAGAUAGAUAGAUAGAGUAUAUAUAUAUAUAUAGCAAUAGUACCAUUCUGUUUACAAUUUAUGAACAGACAACAUGCUGCAUAUAAAUGUAAUAAUUGUAAAUCAAUUUAUUUGCCUACAAUACAAACCUAUAAGGUCUUGUGUUUGAUCAGUAUUGUCCGAAUCAAGCUGUAGUCUGACACACGAGAUCUGGGUUCCUGUCCAAGAUUCAUACCCUGUGGUCCCGUGGUCUAAAACUGUGGUUCAUCAUCCUGGCCCUCAAGGUCCUUUUAAUAGUCAUGGUUUUGUUUUGAACUGAUCCUUCAAUAAAGUAGAUUUUCAUCUUUGCUGUGUUUUAAAGGUUUAAUAACUACAGUUUUUAAAACAUUCUUACAAAUCAAAAUUCUGCUGUUGAUUGAUUUGUUUCCCAGGCUUUUGUUUUGCCUUUGACAUCCUAGUUAUCCUGCCAUAAAGCUACACGGUUUGAUGGUCGUAUUCUCCUAUUUACUUCCUGUGUUGAAUGGAAAUUCCACCCCGUCUGACCCCAUAUGAAGUUGCCUGUGCAGCAUGGAACCCAAGUGUGGGGUUAUAUUAUCUGUAAUGUAAAAAAAGUUAACUUCGCGUUGUGGCAUUAAUCCUCUUUCUCAAAUAUCAUCUUAAAUAAGGAGGGACUUGUGAGGGUGUUUGUGAUGCCAGGUGGAAAUAUGUUUUUUAAACCUUGGUUAUUGCACCCUGAAACACAAACCUUGACUUCCUUAGGUCUCCAAAAACUGGUGUAGGGAACCACUGGUAUAAUUAAACUGGCAAAAUGUUACAUUGACUAGCCUGGGGAAACCAGUUCCAUAAUAUUUAUACAAAAAAGAGUUUACAUAAUUGACGAGUGUUAGUGUUGCAUCCAUUUUUAUAACCAAUAUGAAAAAGUCAAAUGGCUGUUUUUAGUUAGAAAUUAAUAUGGAAAAUGUAAAGUAUUAUGCAUAAUAAACUUGCUUUGGCAAUGUGUUGGCUACGAUGGGUAUAUCUAAACAACAUUUAACCAAAAUGUGUUUGUGUGCAGUGUUUAAAAAGAUUUAUGUAAAGACACACUGUGUGGCUGAAAUGUAGUAAUGCAUGCUGUGUAUUGUUGGCAUGAUGCAUUUUCAGCUGCAGUUGCAUUAAUAUAUAAGCUCAUACUAUGCAAUUUUCUAAAAGAUGGCAAAGGUUGUGAAGUUUAUUGAAACAGAAUUGUGGGUUCUUUUGGUUUGCAAGAUAAAAAAAAUAGUGUUUCAGCUUUAUACAUAUUAUAAUAAAGUGCUGUUGUGUUGCUUUUCUAAAGAAGAUACUUCGUUAAAAUAAAAAUCUGCAAAGUUCACAUGUAGUGUCUGUAAUAUUUGUAGACAAAUGAGUCUGCAGUGGUAUUGAGUGCUGUUUUUAUUUAUAAAGUUAAAAGAUCAAACUACACCAAAUAUGUUCAUAAAAAGAUGAAUGCCAGUUAGUUUACUUCAUGUGUUUUCCCGUUGUGCUGUUGAAUGUAAGGGCUACCCACUGUUUUCCGAAGCACCUAGACUUCAGUGGGCUUUGUUUGAUAGAUGAAUCCUGUGUUUUGCAUCUAAAAAAAAAAAAAAAACACAAACAAAUUUAAAUACUGAUAAUUUGCAAGCAGCCGUGCAGUUAUUCAUUUUGCAAAAUAUUGUGGUUGUGCUUAAUUGGAUGUACGUAGACAAAAUGUGGCAUAUUUACAAAUGUGUAACUAAAACCAUUUAUCCUACCAUUGAUACCUGAAAUGUAUGGAAGUUGGACUUCUGAAAAUGUUGCUUUUUUAAAUAGCUGUAAAGAAAAGGCUGUAUUUUAAAGCUUUUCAUUUUAAUAAAAAAAAAUAGCAUUAAAGAAAAUGGUUCAGAUAUGUUCCAGUUCUUCACACGUAGAAGGAAUUGGGGUCUUCCAUUGUUAGGUAAGGUUUUUUUAAUGGAUUACUGUAUGCCGUUUAAAUGUGUGCAUAAUACCCUUUAGAUGAGUAAGUAUUUGGAAAAAUUAUGCUUUAGUAAGCCAAAGAUUCAAACAUAAAGUAACAAGUAGAUUGUUUUAAAACAGUCUAAGUAGAGAUUUAUAUUUCCCUUUUGCAUUGCUGGGUUCAACAGUACAAUUAACCGUCUGUUUAGUAAAUAGGUCAUUUUAGCUUUAAAAUGGUAUUGGCUGUUGUGCCUCUCUCCAUACAGGGUGUGCUGACCUGA